UCUCGUAGGCGAGGAUCUCCUGUCACCUUUGUUGUCAUAGUUCUAACCUUAUAGUCCCACGGCUACAUUAACGCAUAACAAACGUAUAAGGCCCAGUGACCAUAAUGUAUAGCACGUGUCAUCCAGCAUUUUACGAUAUAGAAAAACUCGGCUGCACGAAUGCACUGCAAAUCACGAUUGCAUUUCAAACAUACAUAGAGCUGUGCGAAGUGAAACAGUUUUGGGAUGUACAGUACAAGUAUAACAAAUUGCUUGACUUGAUCUACCUGGAAGCUUGCACUACCAAAUCGUCCCCACUGCAAAAAUACAUUCCAUGGCCAGCAGUAAAUACCAUAUCUUUGAAUCAUAUCGAGCAAAUGCAAAACGAAUUGAAAAGUGAACGAUUGACACUGGUUUUCGUAGAGGGAGACAGUACCAGUAUUUAUUACUGCGUUUCAGCUGGGCUUGUAAAACCGGCAUCGCCAGAACAAAGCAAAAAAUACAAAAAAAGGCAAGAGAAGAAAAUUGAAUUGGAAAGUGAAAUAAGGAAAAAUGCUUCGAAUCUCUAUGAAUUAGCCACUUCGGUAGAAAGUAAAGAGUGUCAAAGCAAUCUUCAAUUGUCUGCAGAGGAUUGAAACGCACAGUUUUGACUUUAAAUAUAAGUCAAAUAGAACAAUCGCUACAUACAAAAAUAUAGUAAAUAAUUGCAGUCUUAGAAAUUUUUUUCCUUGUAUUUAUUGUAUGCAUAAUUUUACUUGGGCAUAUUAUAAGUUUAUAAAUUUUCGAGUUAUCACUAAAAACUACGCAAUUAAUUAAUAUAAUAUUGUAUUAAGCUGCCACUGCAAUUACACGUAUCAAAUAAAUUAAUACUUUAAAAUCAUCACGUAGGCAUCAUGGUUAUUAGUGGUUUAGUAUAUAAACUAUAAGGUAUGAGGCACAUACAGUUUUCUUUGUCAUAAUAGGUAUGUUGAAUAUUAGGGAUAGUAUAAUGAAUGCAUCACCGAACACAUCUUAAGAUCAAAACCUAACAAUGUUAUUAGGUAUAAGUAUGUUAAAAUUGAGUGAGGAAAUUUUUUUUACUGUACUAGUAAAAACUUUCAAAACACGAAGUUAUAUGACUAUCUACAAUUGAAGAUUUAUUGGGUAUUUCAUGUUGUAUUUUAUAUUAUAUACACCAUACAAAUUUAUUAUUUCUCGAAUACAUGUUAGUAUGUGCUUCGAUUAAAGUCACGUGCAAAUUAUUUGUUCUCGUCGUAACUGCAUACGAUUGACGGCGGAAAUAAUGGAAUUGAAACAUUCGAAGUGGUGAAUCGUAUUGCUUGUUAAAUAGAUAGUUCAGUCAUGCUUGAUUAUUAUUUAAUGCUUCGUAAAAUACUAAACAAUGUUAAAAAAACAUGAUGGUUAAUAAUAAUAAAUCAAUCGAAAAGAUACCGUAACGUGAGUAGUUUGGUAAGAAUUGCUCUAGCCUAGAAAUAAACGGAAAAAUAAUUUGUUUCCCGGAUAACUGUUCAGUUUUGGCAGUUCAAAGUUGCGUCGAUGAUAUAGAAGCAAAGUAAAUGAACAAUGACUGCAGAACAGUAUACCUAUUAGUAUUUAGCUUAUCAAGACGUGUUACUGUAACUAUCAAUAAUUGUUGAAAUUAUUUCAACACA
This is a messenger RNA of Diprion similis, 1631 nucleotides long. RefSeq lists its product as uncharacterized. The transcript has 4 exons. The coding region runs from base 105 to 614 and encodes 169 amino acids. The record is from RefSeq and is a predicted model, not a curated record. Gene Ontology annotation, molecular function: nucleic acid binding. Gene Ontology annotation, biological process: tRNA splicing, via endonucleolytic cleavage and ligation. NCBI's taxonomy places the organism in Eukaryota, Metazoa, Arthropoda, Insecta, Hymenoptera, Diprionidae.